This is a messenger RNA of Cannabis sativa, 982 nucleotides long. RefSeq lists its product as uncharacterized. The record is from RefSeq and is a predicted model, not a curated record. Bases 244 to 870 code for a protein of 208 amino acids. The transcript has a single exon. NCBI's taxonomy places the organism in Eukaryota, Viridiplantae, Streptophyta, Magnoliopsida, Rosales, Cannabaceae.
ACAUGCCUAAUAGCAAUUUAUUUUUUCACUAUAUAAGCAUAUAUUCUCCUUAUCUAUUAGAGUAGAUAAAUGGCUUGGUCCACACGUACAAAAAUAUAAAAAAUAAAAAGCCUUGCUUUCCAAGCUUAUUUUAAAAAACAAGAUCAACCCCCUUUAAUAUAAAUAAAUAUCAAAGGCAAACAACUAAAGCUCUUCAAAACCAUAUUUUCUUAUUUUUUCUGUUCUCUGAAAUUUGGAGAGAAAAUGAAGAGAGAGGGUCGUCAACAUGGGAUGGUUCGGACCUUAAGAAUCCUACCCUCACCGUUAAACCCAAGACCCGAGACCCGUUUCGUGAACCGGUUCGAUUCCCCAGCCACAGCGGGGCUGUUCACUCGGGUCUCCACCAAACCCACGGGCCACUCUAAAUUCACGGGCAAGUGCGGGCAGCCACGUUGCAACGGGUGCCACUUGCAUCCGACGUGUAAAGCCAAGGAUAAGACCAAAGGCAAUAUGAAGCUCAAGUCAAACGACGUCGUUUCCAAUCACAGGUUGCUGACUUGGCGAGUCGUCGAUGGCCGAACUGGGUUGAAUAAUGUUUCUGGGUUCUCUGCCACUCAGAUCUUGGAUCAACUCUCCGAUUUCCAUGAAGAUGAUGAUGAUGAUGAAGAACAAGUAGAAAGUGGUUAUGGUUAUGAUUAUGGUCCAAAUAAUGCUAAUGAGCCUAUUAGGAUUGAUUUAGAGAUCGAUGAUGAAACAGGGGUUGAGAAUAUCAUCAAGAAUAAUGAUGAUGAUGAUGAUGAUGAAAAAGAAGAAAGAAUGAGCUUUUGUGAUGUGGGAUUUGUGUUGGAACAAGAAGAAGAUGAUGGUUGGUGCUUGGUGGGAGAAAUGUGAUAUAAUUAUAUUAAUAUAUCAUUAAUUGUUGUUUAUAUUUUUCAUUGAUAUAAUAUGUAUGUUCCAAUUGUGUGUGUGUGUUAAUAAUAAGGAAUCAUUAUAUCUUUCUCUU